Messenger RNA from Lactuca saligna, 2213 nucleotides. Lineage: Eukaryota; Viridiplantae; Streptophyta; Magnoliopsida; Asterales; Asteraceae. The record is from the annotation of a GenBank genome assembly.
GUUGGGGUGGGGGUGAACAAAGUUUAGAAGCAUAUCUAUAGACUAUAUAUAUAUGAAAAUUUUCCCUCUACUUUUGGCAACCCUUUGUGAAUUAAACGAGAGAUAAUCAUAAUCGGAGAUGCCGUGUCUGAGACUGUCAACAAAUGUGAGUUUGGAGGGCGUUGAUACCUCCGCUAUCCUCUCCGAAGCCACUUCCACCAUCGCCGACCUCCUCAGCAAACCCAAAGCCUAUGUGCUGAUCGAGUUGAAGGGAUCCGUGCCGAUGGCUUUUGGAGGUAGCGAGGAGCCAGCGGCGUGUGGUGAGCUGGUGUCCAUCGGAGGAGGUCUGAAUCCAGAUGUAAACAAGAAAGUAAGCGCUGCAGUUGCUGAGAUUCUUAGCUCCAAGCUCUCUGUUCCCAAAUCACGAUUCUUCCUUAAGUUUUACGAAUCAGAGGGAUCUUUCAUCGGAUGGAAUGGAUCGACCUUCUAGUCUGCUAUGUAUCUGUUUCUGGGUUGGUUGGUUGCAUCAAAAUAAAACUUAUUUGAAAUGCCAAAACAUUGAAACCUUAUUAUCCAAGCACUUUCUCUUAAUGUCUCGUAUCGUUGAUGUUUGUCGGAGUUACUUUAUGGGUAGCAGGUAUGUUGCCUCAGCAGCUGUUAUAUGUAUCCAAGCAUUUUCUCUUAUUAUCCUUUAUCCAAGCGCUUUACUCACUAGCAUAACGUAUGCUGUUAUAAAUCCAUGUUAAAAGACGAAUUAAGGUUUGGUUCUUUGGUACCUUAGUACCUUACCCAUGGGAACUUUUUUUUUUAAAUGCAAAGGGAGACGCCAACAAUAACAUUUUCAUCUUUCUCAAAACUUUAAUUGAAGAGUUGUUAAAAAGACAGAAAAACAAUCUCUGAAAUUCUUUUAAUAAAGUUAUAUAACUAUUACUUCAAAUGUCUCACGUAUCAACUUUAUAAUAAGUGUAAAAGACAGAAAAAAACAAUCUGUAAAAAUUUCAAGUUACAAAACUUAAACACAGCUUGUUUUGCUCUUAUCAAAAGGCUAACCAGAAAAGAAGUCCAAUAUAACAAAUGAUUAAAUAUCGGGUGUUAGAAAACACCCAUGAACUCAAAAAAAAAAUGACAAAAUUGCAAAAAUGUUCCGUGAUAUUGUAAAAAUUAGGAUUUUUGAUCCAAAAAAUUUUGAAGUUGUACCCCUUGUCAAAAAUAAGUUUUUUGGUGCGAGUUUGAUCCAUUUAAAAAAAAUACUUAAAUUGACGAAUUUACCCAUUUGUCUUCUCUUUUCCGGCUACUAAUUUUGUCAGCUACUAAGGACGUGUUUGGCAAAACUAGCGGGAAGCGAGUAAUGUUUGAUUUUAAAGCGUUUUGUUGAAAGCUUCUCCAUAUAGCUUUUGAUUUUGAAACGUUUUGUUUAGGCUAAAUGUUAAACGUUCAUAUUAUCGAAUGAAACUUUUUCUUUUUUACGAGCAAUGCUUAAAAGCUACAAGUCAGAAACACCCAAACGUUACAUGCCAAACACGUCAUAAAUUUGUCUUCCCAUUCUUCAUCACAUUAUUGCCCUCCAAUAAACACCACCACUGGUCAACACCUUCACCACCCACCCCACCAUGAUUAUCGCCGGAAAUCGUCGUAAUUCUCAUCGGAAACCAUCACCAACAUCUGAAACCAUGGCGUAGAUCCUGAUCUAUUGGCGGUGAUCUUCAUCACGAUGUGGAGAGACAAAGAAACGUCAAUUUGGUAACCCUAGCGGCACAUUACCGCCGUCAUCUUCAUUAGAAACCCUAGCACCACCAUUAUCUAUUUUCAAGUGAUAUAACCCUAGCGUUACCGUCAUCGGUUUUCAGGCAAAACCACCAAUAUUUAUGGAACUAUGCGGUCAUCGUCUCUUCUUUUCUGCAUCUCCCAUGUCGUGCUUCCCCUUCGACCUUUCCAAUAAUAAGCAUCUUGUCUUGUGCCACAAAGAGCUCGCUAAUGGUGAUAGUUAGGGUUUAAUGUUUUGGUCAUGGUUUCUACGACUGAUUGGGUUUUCCUUAUUAGGCAACUAAAAGAUUCAAAUAACAUUUCUUUCUCAUUUCUUUUGUACAAGUAGUGUAAGGAUAGUUCUGCAAUCCUAAAACCUUCAUCCCCAAAUUCACUCUCCUUUCAAAUUCACUUUGUGAUAACUUUAUCAAUUUUUUUUUUGUGAUAACCUUGGUAGUUAAAGCAACAAGAUAUCUCGAUCUUCUCUUGUC